This is a messenger RNA of Harpegnathos saltator (Jerdon's jumping ant), 9878 nucleotides long. RefSeq lists its product as uncharacterized. Bases 2411 to 8200 code for a protein of 1929 amino acids. NCBI's taxonomy places the organism in Eukaryota, Metazoa, Arthropoda, Insecta, Hymenoptera, Formicidae. The record is from RefSeq and is a predicted model, not a curated record. The transcript has 13 exons.
UGCAGACACGCGGUUCGCGUCCGUCGUAAAUACGAACGGCACAAAUGCUCGUCACCGAAAAUAAUCGGGCGCAAUCGCCGAAGUCUCGAAACGCGCGGCGUCCGACGACGACGACGAGCUUCUCGCGCGCGGCGACCUCUCGGGGUCGCAUGGGCGGAUUUUCGUCGCUCCGGAGACUACCGUGACGACCGAUCGCGGCGACCUGAAGGAGAGCCUCGCAAUGCGCAAGACCGGCACGAUCGGGUGCGCAGAUCGAGCAGGGAAUUGUUGUCCCGAAAGAUCGGAAGGAUGUAAUCGUGACCGCAGUCGCGGAAACGCUCCGCCGAAGACCGUUCUCUAGUGCUGUGGUAUCGUUAGUGUCUGUGUGUGUAUGCAUGUGUGUGUGUGUGUGUGUGUAUGUGUGAACAGACGCAGUCUGCAAAAAACAAGAAAUCUGUGACACGCGACGAGUGGAUGUUUACAGUGGCGAUUAACAAUAAUGGGCCCACGCGUCACUCGUGGACACUCCGUGUCCAAAUAAAGCGAGGUGGGCGAAUUUGGACGGAUCAUGAUAAAGGAAUCGGGCCUCGCGAAACGGAGACACCCGAUUGCAGAAGGUCCUGAUUUGCGCAGAUCGAAAGGAGCGGCCAAUUCGACGCUGCUGCGACGAAUGCUGUCUCGUCGGGUGGAGAAGCUUCGGUAGAACUCGACGCGACAAUCGAGCGCCAAAUCGCGCACUCGACGAAAAGACCGAUGAGCAAAAUCGACGGGGGAGGAUGAUUGCGGGGGGGAAUUAAUUCAGCGAUUUUCCGGUUCUCGUGCCGAGGAGCGAAACCGCGGGUCGGAGGCCCACGCUGAUUCGCAUUCGCCUGAGCGCAUUUUCCUUGAUGUUUAUGCGAUCGGAUGUUUAUGGGACGAAUCAACACUCCACUUUACGGUCAAUUUUUAGAACGUUGCAUUUGCAUUCGCCGAAGCGCUGCGGCGUUUGCAGAAGCGAAUCCGACGAACGGUCGCGGUUAUGGAACGGAGAUAGGAACGGAGAGGGAUUCUCAGGCACGUUCGAGAUUAACGCGCGCGGCGCGUAAAAUGAUAUGCGGCGAUAUUUCGCCGAGCGAACAGGCUUGUGGCUUAACGAUCUUGUCGUAAAUAAAUCGGCAAGGAACAAAGGCAAUUGUUGACAGUCUGUCAUUGUCGAGACACGAUUCCUUCAACGUCAAGGAACAAAGUAAAGACGAAGGUAUCUUUUUUCCCUCAAGGAUACCAAAAAUAUCCAACCUCUGAAAAUCCUGUCUAGAAUCCGAAUCUUUCGACUUUUAUACGUCGCGAAUAAAUCGCGUUAAAUGGGAACAAUCGUUAUCUAAAACUGAAACGACCUCUAAUUAAUUAAAAUUCCGUUCACAUUUCCUUGACCGUCCUUCCAAAGAACACAAUAAAGGCGGAGAGCAAAAAUACCGAAUCGUUGAAGAUUCUCUCCGGAACUCGAGCUUUCUGAUUUUUGUACGUCGCAAAUAAAUCAUGAUAAAAAAAGAUAAUUAUUAUCUGACAAAACUGGAACUCCAACAAGUUAAAAUUUCACUCAUGUUUCUUUGAUCAUCCCUCCAUAGGACAAAGCAAAGGUAAGAGGAGCAAAAACAGCCAAUUUUUGGGAAUUCUUUCCGGAAUCCAAAUUUACCGAUUUUUGUAUGUCGCAAAUAAAUAGUGAUAAAAAAAUAAUGAUUAUCUGACAAAACAAUGGAACAAUUUCAAGUCAAAAUUUCACUCAUGUUUCUUUAACUACCUCUCCGAGAAACAAAGCAAAGGCGGGAAGUAAAAAUAUACCCUGAAGAUUCUCUCUGGAAUCCGAGUUUCCUAAUUUUUAUACAUUAUAAAUAAUAAUUAUAAAUAAUGAUUACAAAUAAUAACCUGACAAAACGGGAACAUUGUCAAUAACGAAAUCCCGGUUCUUUGGCCACUUCCUAAAGGAACAAAGCGAAGACAGAAGGUGUCCCAAACACAUCCAACAUACCCAAUUCCUGAAGUUCUCAUCGGAACUUGAGUUAUCCGAAUUUUAUACGUCGCAGAUGAACCGAUAAAUAGAGAUGAUCCAACGAAACAGCAACAUUCUCUAAAUCAAAAUUCCGCUCACGUUUUUUCGGCCACCUCUUCGAGGGACAAAGUAAAAGUGACAGGAGCAAGAAUCGGAGUUUUAUGAGUUUCAUACGUCGUAAAUAAAUCGGCGAACAAAUUCAAUGAUCAUCUAACGAGACAGGAACACCGUUCCGCGGUUACUCGAGUUUCAUCUGCGCCGCGAGUACAGGAUAUUAAAACCUCGCGCAUGAAAAGGAUGGCACCAUGAGACCCGCUAUAACUGUCCUCUGUUAAACACCAGCCGCUACACCGAGCAGAGUAUUUGAAUCUCACGUCGCACCUCCAACCACAGCCAGAAAAGCCAAUGGCGGAAGAUAACGCACAUCAGGCCGAAGAGUGCGGCGUGUCCGACGUCGAGCGGAAGCCAGACCGCGCGCCCUGUCGUCCACGAGACCAACGCGCUCCCAAGGUCAAGGACAAGCUGGAGGAUCCUCGACUGCCGACCCCGCCGCCUCUGCCGGAUCCGCAAUGCCCGCGGUUCGCUCGGGAGCGCGGAGUGAGUGGAUGUCGUGGUGGCAGCGGCAGGCUCGACGAAGAGGAAGAGGAAGAAGACCUGGUGGCCUACCUGAACGAGCUGGCUGCGUCUCCGGUGGAGGGCCACUCGUUCGACUACGACACACCGAACUCGGCUACCUCGGCGAUGGGCGUCGCGGCUGGACCUUUCGCCGAGGAGGCCUUCGAGCACUUGGACCGGUUGUGCGCGCUGACGGAGCAGAUCCUGGAGCUGCGUAACCGCAGCUCCAAGUACUUCCGCCGCGUGCGCGGCCUGGAGCGCGCGAAGGCGCUGAGGAACGCCGAUCGCCGGCUGGAGGUGGCCUUGGCGAACGACGAAGAGCUGCUCGGCGACUUCUUUGACGAGGACACCGGCUUCGCCGAGUCCUUGUUGGACGCGAUGCUGUCCAACUGCCGCGAGCCGCCGGCACAGAGGAGGAGCGAGCGCACCAGCGUGAGGUCGCCGUCGUCGAGGCAACGAAGCCGCUCACUUGCGCUCGCCGAGCAGACCCUGAUGGGCGCAGCCAGCGUGGUCGACCGCGCCGCCGACGCAGACAAGACAACCGCGAGAAACGUGCUCCGCAAUGGCGCUCCCAAGGUCAGCAAGUGGACCAGGGUGAAGGCGGCCUUCAAAUGGGAGCGAGCCUGCACGAACGAUCUUGCGGAGAUCGCGGAAUCGGGCACGGCGAUGCCGUCGACGCCCACCUCGAGGUACCUGAGGAUCCCGGACAUCACCGCCGGCAGCUGGAGCGGCUCGGCCUUGUCAGCCUGCACCAGCGAGCUUUCCAGCCCGUCCACGCCGAUCGGCAGAGUGUCACCCGCCUCGUCCUCCAAUGAGGAGGUGUUUGACGAACCGCGGAAGAAUAUCAUAAACUAUCCGGACCGGCAAUCGCCACAAUCGUCGAGAGAAGAUAAGAAGAGAGAGGAUGCGGAGCGACACGGUCGAUCGUUCGAUCGCGAUGUUUCCGUCACGGAGAACACCGAUUCCAUCGAACUCCCCAACGAGGCGAGUCGCGCUGCCAAGCCGCUGAUUCGCGUCACACCCGACGCGGCCUCGUCGGCGCGAGUCGCCAAGGACCCGGAAGCGCCGCCGAGGAGGCCGCCGCCGACCCUGACGAUCACGAUACCGCCGAACGAGGAGGAGGUCAGAAGCUUGUCCUCCCCGGAGUCGAUGUCCCCCCUGCCGUCGAGCGCGCAGGACUCCGGCGGAAGUUCGCCCCAACGUCCCAAAGCGCGCCCGGAUAUUUUGAGCUCGCGGGAGUUCAAGCGGCAGUAUUCGACGAUCGAGGAAGCGACCACUCCAGCGCCGAAGAUUCAGCGGCAAGACUCGAAAUGGAACAAGGUCAGGCGUGCUUUCCUGACGAACGCCACCUUCAGCGUCCCCCCGAGCCCGGUCAGAGUAUUCGCCGCGCAAUCGUUCGCCAGCGAUGAUACGCGCCGAGCUCGCAGCUGUAGCGAAAGCGUCGAGGAUCUCGGUAAAACCGUUGCAGGUACCAAGCACUGCCGGGCGGAAGCGCUCAGGGACUACCAGGCGCUGCGGGAGAAAUUCGGCGCUGAGUUCUACCGGAAGCUGCUGGAAUGGGAGCGGCUGAAGGGCAACCCGCCGCGCGUCCUCGCCGCGCGGAACGUCCGCGACGGGCUGCCGCUGCACGAGGAGCGGCUGGCGCCCGAAUUCAGGAAGAAGCUGCAGGACUGGAAGCGGGCGAAGAAAGGUCGGCGAUCGGGCGCGAGCAUCGAACAGCAGCGCGUCAGCCGCCGACGGCUGACCGAUUGGCAGCUCUGGCGCUCCUCGUCGAAACCUGAGCCCAGGUGUCACGGCACAAAACAGAGCUCCGUCAGUUCACGCGGGAGCUGCGCGAGUAUCGGCAGCGCGGGGAGCUUCGCCAGCGACGGGAAGCAGCACCUCUGCGAGGACUUCGUCAAGAGGAUGGAGGCAUGGAGAAGGAUGAGCGAGGCCGCAUGCAGGAGCAGCGAGAGGCCGAGGGCGGCGACGAGUCGCGUCGCGUCCGACGUCAUCGACGAGACGGAAUUCCUCGCUCUGGAGAAGUUGCUGUUGCUUUUCGGCCAGAGGAGCAGGAAGGAGCGUCGGGAGAGCGACGCGAAGCAGCUGAACGAUUGCUUCGACGGCGACUCGAGGUUCACGGCUGCGUCCCGGGGCGUAAGCUGCGGCAACGAGGUGCUGAUCCGCACCUCCGUCGGCUCGUAUCGCUUCGAGGGCAUAUCGAGGGAGUUCACGAGGAAGUUGUACGACUGGGAGAAGUACCGCGGAAUAUCACCGAGGUCCUCCACGUUCCGGCUGCUGGGUCCAGGUUACACGCCGUUCGCGCAGGACUCGGACGAGGCUACGUUGACGGAGUCACCGAGUGCGACCGGUAAGACUCGCGCACUUCACUGGAACCUGAAGAGAUCCAAGUCCGACGGCAGCGUCUUCGAAGGCAGCCUUCGCGACGAGUCGUACACACUCCGUCGCUCCACGAGUCUGCACUCUCUGAUCUCCACGGACAAGCUCGAAGACGACAACCGAAUGGAUGCCCUACCGACUUCUAACAAUCCGCAGAGCAUCAAGGAUCACUCGGAGGACACCGCGGUGGAGGACUCCGAGCCUGAGGCGAUGAUCGUGGACAUCGAGGACGUCAUCGAGGAGACCGCCAGUCCGCUGGAGAGGGUGCAGCCUCAUCAGACGCCAGUUUACUCCGUGGCAGCGAGCGAAACCACCAGCAUUGCGGUCCCCCUCGGCACGGUGACUUCCAGCCACGAGCCGUCGCCCGUGUUCCUGGUCGAAGCCGAAGACGACGAUGACGAUUGCGGAGGCUGGAACGGCAGGACGUGGGUCGGCGGUCAGGAGGCUCGCUCGAGCGAGAACAGCUCGAGCCCGGAGCACUUCCCGGUGCGCGAGGUCUGGCGCGAGAGGACGACGUCCCUGGCCGAGGAGAAACCGAGCUGGGGACCGUGGCGCAAAGGACACGACACGGAGGACGCGGCCACCACCGCCGCGGGGUGGACCGAGAAGACGGGCUGCUCGGUCGUCCCGGACGACGACUCCGUGAAAUUCGACCGGCCGAUCGGCUGGAAUCGAGACGCUUGGGACGAGUCGGGCGAGAUUUUUCAGAGAUACGCCAACGAAGCGAAUAGAGACUCGACGGUACCCGAAUCGCCGACCGACGAAGGCGACGCCGGCAGGAACGCCACCAAGCAGCAGGAGCUUUCCGCCAGCCAGCCAAAAGCUGACGAUACUGAGCCUGCACCGCUCGCGGAGAAUCUCGGAGCCACGUCGUCGGCCUGGAGCGCGGAGAAAUUAACGGACUCGCCGCGCACGUGUGAGAGGAUGAACGAGGCGGAGAAGAUCGAGGAUCCAACAGAUAAAUCGAAUGACGAGCGGAAGAGCGAUGUGGAGGACCACCGAGACUCAGAGGACGCAGCGAAAUCUAAGGAAACGAUGUCCACUGCAGGUCCUCGUGCUUAUCGAUUAGCAACGAUGCCAUCGCCGCCAAAUUGUCGCAAUUCCAGGGAGGCCCCCUCGAAUUUAUUCAAUUUAAUCGUGGGCGAUGACAAAAGCACGCCGGAAUGUCACGACGCUGAUACCGAAAGCGAGAGCUCAGCACGUUACGAGAAUUACCGUUUGCCCGAGCUGCAGGCCGACGUCGACCGACACUACGAGAUCCUCACGUUUAGAACAGACGCGUGCAGCGAUACGCUUGAUAGCCGUUUCUUGUACGAGCCAGUUGGCUGCCGCGAGACUCCUCGCGACGAUGCAAGUAACCGUGCGAGAGAGAAUCUUUCAUUAUCGAGGCUACGAGGCGCGGAGACAGCAAGUUUCUCGGGGACGCCGACGAGCCUCUUGACCGACUCGACGAUUCGCACCGUGCCGAUAACCGUCUCACGAAACAGCGAGGCACGUCGUCUCGAGAGAAUCCUCAUCAACGAGGAGACGUUGAACAAGGUAGUCGUGCCGACGGCGAGCGCCGAGAGGCCUCGCCCGGCGGAGAGCGCGACGGCGGCCGAUGAGACCGAGGCGAGGACUAACGAGGAGCAGCAGGUGACGUGCGGCAAGAAGGACAGCUCCUCGCCCAGGAAUAUGUUCGUGAAGACCAAGCGCAUGAUCUUCGGGCCGUUCCGCCGGUCGGAAGACCGGCCAUCUUCGAGGAAGGAGAGCGACAGCUCCGUGGACGAGCGGCUCCUGCGUUCCAAGUCCAAGAGCAAGUCGAGGUCGGCCUCGCCGAAACUGUGCCGGCAGGACGCCCUGUUGCGCCCUGUGUCGUUGUCCUUGCCGUGGCCGCUGCGCUUUAGCUCGAAGGAUAACGAAGCCUUCAGCGGAGCUGAGUCCAGAAGAAGUUCGGCCGGCAAGACGGACGAUGCGGUAACGGUACAGGUGAGUGACUCUCGUUGCGGCGGGUUCAUCAGCGACGACCGGGCGAGUGAGGACGACAAAAAGCCCAACGACCAGCUGACUAACGAAGAGCCAGCUGAGAUCAAUCAAGCGGCGGCUCAUCAGUCAGCCACGAAGUCGGCCAACGUUCCGGUGAACGCGAGGCCCUUCACGGGAACGACCUCCCCGUGCGCUUUGGAGCAGUCGGACCGGCCGAGAGCCACUGUGGUCCAGCAGGAUCGAAGUACUCGUCGGAUGCAGGACGAGAGCAAGCGCGGCCGAAGGCAGGACGAAGGAGAGCAGCGGGACAAGGUCAAAUGCGAGCGAGUGCAGAACGAAGAGAGGCGAACCGAAGUCGGCAGCGCAGGGCAGGAUGAAGAGAGGGCAGACGAGGCGGCAAGCGGCCACGGGCAGGACAAGGCGAGGCGGCAGGACGAGAAUCACGCGAAGAACGAUGCCGUACCGUCAGAUUUGAUGCACAAACUCAGGAUACUUUCGGACGCCGCGGCGAGGAGGGAAGGGCGAGCUACCAGUACGGAGACCUCGGCGAGCAGCAGCUCGGAAUCGCGUUCCUCGAGGAUACGACGCGCCAAGGAGAGCUUCCUGUCGCGCCGAGGCGGGCCCUUCUGCCGCUCGAUGAUGGAACCGACGGAGACGGGUGGUCGCGAGAGCGAUCCUUGGGGGCGAAGGUCGGCGAGUCAGACAUCAUCGUCCUGCACGGAAAUGUCGAAACCGGGCGACAUCCAGCUCGCGGAGUCCACCUCGAGGCCCGAAGAGACUGGAGACGCGGGCAGCUCGACGGUAAGGACGACUGCGCAGGACGAGCCCGCUUGCUCGAGCGGGGACCAAGGCUGCGCGCGUGAGGAGGACCGCGAAGUCGCCGUACGAGCGGACCUGGUGAAGUCCGCCAGCGCUGGUAUGAUCAACGUCGACCCCGACACGUUCGGCCGGCUGGUCGCGGCCGAUCGCGGCUGCGAGUCCUUGCCGAGGACCAUCGCGAAGCGCCGCGACUCGUCCGGCCCGUUGGCGAAAAUCGUCGGCAAACUGAAGCUCUCGCGGCUGAUCCGCGCCAAGAACGCCGACGGCGGCAACAUGAGCACCAUCUCGACCCUGUGCAGACAGAGCCUGCUCAUUAACGUGCGAGGCGGCUCCGAAGGUCGAAGCGGCGGCCUUGCGAGCGACGCGGACGACAAGGGCAAGGGCGCCGACGAGGCUUCCGGGGCGAUCGACGAAUGAGGAUUUUUCGCACGAACAAUCGUUCGCGUAAUCUUUGCUGUCUGUGGAUUUUUAUACUCGUCUCUGCGAAUUCACCUCGGUCGCUUAGCUGCGCGGCUGCUUAACUUCCCGAUGCACAAUUAUGAAAUUCGUUUGUGGAUAAAUUCACGCGUAUACGUCGAUUUAAAUUACUAUACUAUAAUAACGUGCAUGAUGAUACUAAAUAUUAUUGUUAUUAUAUAUUAUGAUAUCUCUGUAUGUUUUAUUGUAUGUAAUGAUAUAUAUAUAUAAUAUUGUUAUUGUACCAGUACAUAUUGAUAUGUUAAUUUAAAUUAUACAUAUAUUGAUAUGAACUUGAUACACUAUGAUAAAGUACAAUGUAUUAAGUUGUUGCAUCAAAACAUUAUAUAUGCUACAUAACUGCGUUAACAAGGGGAGAAAUUAAUUUCAUAAUUGUGCAUCGACGUCGAGCGUAAUUGUGUCAUCAAUCGUAAUACUGACACUUUCUUUAUUAAGGGGGGAAUUAUUAUACAUGCGAAAGGCCGUUUUCAGAGCUACUUUUACGAAUUUUUUCAACAGAAACGGUAAGCUCAAUGGACUUGAAAUUUUCACAGUGUAUUCAUUAAUCUUCAAUGUAUAAAAUAAAUUUUAUUGAAUCACAAUAACCGAUCCAAUUUGUAAUUAUAGAUAAAAAUGCAGUCACCCGUUUGCAAACUCUAUGUUUGCUGUCGACCUAAUUCCGGGCCUCUCACUAUUCUGAAACCAAAAAGUGAGAAAGAUUUUUUAAAUAUACAAUUGUUAUUACAGCCCGUAUCAAAAUGAAGGCAGUGAAGUCAAGUUUGGAAAAAUAAUUAAAAAAUGAAACUUUUUUCAACUCGUAAUUAUGUUUAAAAAAAUGAAUAAAAUAAAAUACAACUAUGUUCGAGAUAGGGGCGAAAAACUACAUGUCUACUGUAUAUUGUGUAAAAAUUUCAAGUUAUUCGGUUCAGUAGUUUUUGCGUAAUCGUGUCGACAGACACGUUUAAGAAAAUGCUAUUUCCAGAUAAACGCGUUUAAAGUUUUAUGUGUACUUUCCAUACAAAUAGUAACCAAUUUAUUUUAUACUUUGGACAUUAAUGAAUACACUGUGAAAAUUUCAGCUCCAUUGAUCCCACCGUUUCCGUUAAAAAAAUUCACAAAAAUAGCCUUGAAAACCUGCUGCGCAUGUAUUAUAAUUCCCUCCUUAACAAGAAUCUGCGAAUCUUUAGACGCGCAGCUUCUCGCGCGGCUAAAGCCAUCUCAGGCUGGUAGAUAACAAGAUACUUUUGCUACUCACCAUGUAACGGAUCAUUGUGACAAGGUAAUGAGAUUCAAAUAAAGUCGCAGCAAGUAACGAAGCGAACGCAACGCGCGACCUCGCCUCGAGUUCCGGCGCGCUGCGACGCGGGACCGAGCGGUCGCAAGCGGAAUAUCCCGCGCCGAGAGGAAGCGGCGCCGAUCAAUUACUCCGCGAGUCCCGCUUUCCCCAACAAUGCCCACGCAAACACGACGUUGCGCUCCGGGCCCGCGCAACGAAUAGCAAACAUAAUGACGAGGGUUACCGCGCUCCGGCCGGUGUUUGAUUAAACGGGAUUAAUGUCCCCGGGGCGGUCUCGAGUGGCCACGGGGGGAGCGAGACGCAGACGGGCGCGUGUCGCGCGUGCCUCCCCAAAGUCGCCAG